Eriocheir sinensis (Chinese mitten crab) is the source of this 2645-nucleotide messenger RNA. RefSeq names its product WW domain-containing adapter protein with coiled-coil homolog. Lineage: Eukaryota; Metazoa; Arthropoda; Malacostraca; Decapoda; Varunidae. The coding region runs from base 483 to 1910 and encodes 475 amino acids. The transcript has a single exon. The record is from RefSeq and is a predicted model, not a curated record.
GGCGGAGCUCGACGGUUAGUCUGGACGGUUUAAGGUGGAUGACAUGUGGCGGCACUGUUGGCCGCCAGCCGAGGUGAGCGUCGGCCGCCGAGAGGUGAGGGGGUCAGGCGCUGGGUGCCACCACGCCGCCGUCCGCUUUCCGAAGGCACCAGAGGCCACUUCCUGAGGCGAGGCGUCGCGGGAGCCGUAACACGUUCCACAUUGUUGCUCGCCGCUGACUCAGGUUGGCUGGCAGCUGCGCCGCGGUAGUUUUGGUGAAACGGAGAGUGGGUGCGUGGCGCCCCCUUGCUGCCCGUGGGCUCCCUGGCGCCGGCGUGCCCCACUCAGGACGUGGCACUGGUCUAGCCGAGGGCUGGUGGGCGGUGCUGGUGCGCGCGUGAGGUGCCGCGGCAGUGGUGGCAGCACUCAGGGACACAGUGCGGACAGCGGCGGCUCUGAACCCGCGUCUCUCUUGCAGCUCCACGUCCGUCCCCGACACCACCAUGGAUAAUUACCGCCCCACCAAAGUGAACCGCUACUGGAAGCGUCCCAAGCUUCGGGUGUACGACUGUAACGUGAGGGACGCCGAGCGCUUUUACCAGGACUCCUACAAGCGGUACCUCUCGGACAAGGAAGAUGCAGCCCGUCGGGCGGCCCGGGCCAGGUCCAUAGACACCAACAGGGCCGCCAACACCGAGUUCUACCCUCACCUGCUAGCCGGCUCCUUCAAGCGUGAGGAACGCGACAAUCUAAAUCGUCAACUCGAGAUGCCGCCCCUCCCCCCGCCCCUCGCCGAGGUCGCCAAGAACCGCUGGGACCCGGACUACAAGGUGGUGCCUGAGACGAGCUUCACGGCGCGGCAGGAAGGCCUUGCAGAUUUUGACCCACGUGACUCCGCCAGCAUCGAGGAGCGCUACCAGAAGCUCAGGAAGCUGAGAGAGGAGCUUAACCUGCCGGCUGAAGGGGCCGAGACUUCUGCCUUGGCCAGCCUGAGGAGCGGGUCAGUGGGCGCCGGUGGCGGGGGAGGAUAUGGCGCCGAGAGGGAGUCCUACAGAUCAGAACAAUCCUCCCGCACCCUGGCGUCUGCGGGUGCUCCGGACGAUGGCUCUUCCUACAGCUUCAGGUCCGAGAGGACAGCCAGGAUGAACGGCAACGCAGGAGGACCUGAAGGAUACAAGUACAGGACGGAAGCCACGAGCGAGUACAAGCGUGGCGGCGGUGACCAGAACUCCAGCGAGUACAGGUUCAGGUCAGAACGAGGCGGCGGUGACCAGAACUCCAGCGAGUACAAGUUCAGAUCUGAACGAGGAGGAGCGGCAGGGGAACAAAACUCUUAUGAAUACAAGCCAAGGUCAGAGCGAGGCGGUGAUAACAGCUCUCUGGACUACAAGCCGAGGUCAGAGCGGGCAGGCACAGGGGAACAGAGCUCCUACAAGCUGAGGUCUGAGCGGGCAGGAGGCGAUCAAAACUCUUAUGAAUACAAGUUCAAGUCAGAGCGUGGCGGCGAUCAGAACUCCUACGAGUACAAGCCGAGGUCUGAGCGGGCAGCAGCAAGUGACUUGACCUCGACAGACUACAAAUUUAGGUCAGAACGCGGUGCAGAAUCGAGUGACUACAAGUCCAAGUAUGACUUGAAAUCGGACGACUUCAAGCUGCCCUCCAAGGCAGUGGACUUUGACCUGCCCAAGACGGACCGCAAGAAGGACGACUACUCCUUCUCGCCCUCCACCGACAGGAAGACCGAAAGGUACUCUAGUCUGUCGUCCUCGGCCGCCGCAUCCUCAGCCUCGACCGAAAAGAAAUCCCUCACGGCGUCCAGCAAGGACGCGGACAUUGAGGCUGACGACGAUAACGUGUCGGACAUGAUGAAGAAGCUGCCGUCCUCUCAAGAAAUCCUCGAGAGAAUCAGCAAACUGGAGCUCGACGAUUGACUAGGAAACAUGAUGGACGCCGACCUUUGAUGAGGCGAGGACUGGUCGGUCACGCAGGGCGUCCACGCCCCCCUCCCGGCUCCCCCAUGAACCCUGACAUAGAGAACCUUCUCGAGAUGCAUAUAGCCGGAUAUUUUGAACUUCCUCCCCUUAGAAACAGGUCUUCGCUGUCACCUUCGCUGCGCACUCACACGGCGACCAAAAUGUGCACAUGGCAACGCAUGGAAAAAAGUCUCACCUGACCUGCAAGUCUGGCAGCGCCUGUGUCACGCUCCCGAAUUAGUAUCACGACGGACAGACCGGCCGCUCAACGCGCGGGAAUGUCCGCCCCCCGCACGGUGCCGCUGCACCAGGCGAGGCAGACAGCGCCUCCCAACGUUCGGUGUCCAUCAUGAGAAGAAUGUCGCCUUGUCUCAAGUGUUUCCCUCUUUCCUUCACUCUUUAGUGCCUUGCGCCACCCCCUUCGACCCCUGUGUGACCCCCUCCCCCCUCGUCUCUCCAACCCACGCACCUUUCGUCUAUUCCAAAACAGUGAUAACUUCUGACAUUUAUUCGCGGAGACAGUUUUUUAUAUGCUAUAACUCUCUUUUAUAACUAGUGACGGUCCUUCUUAAGUGUUUACAAAGAGGAAAUGUUUUGUGUUAGAGUGAGUGAUGUUUGCGGAAACUUUCAAGCGAGAAGUCUCCUCCACGCUGGCGGCGGACGCGAAGAAGGAGUCCCCCCCACGACACGUGU